AUGGACGUCCACACCCGCUGGAAAGCGCGCAGCCCGCUCCUCCCGGGCGCCCCGCUGCUGUCCCCGCCGUUGCUGCUGCUGCUGCUGUGGGCGCCGCCUCUGAGCCGCGCAGCUCAGCCAGCAGAUCUCCUGAAGGUUCUAGAUUUUCACAACCUGCCUGACGGAAUAACCAAGACCACAGGCUUUUGUGCAGCGCGGCGAUCUUCCAAAGGCCCGGAUGUUGCUUACAGGGUCACAAAAGAUGCCCAACUCAGCGCGCCCACCAAGCAGCUGUACCCUGCAUCUGCAUUUCCUGAGGACUUCUCCAUUCUAACCACUGUGAAAGCCAAGAAAGGCAGCCAGGCCUUCCUGGUCUCCAUCUACAAUGAGCAGGGCAUCCAGCAGAUCGGCCUGGAGAUGGGCCGCUCUCCCGUCUUCCUCUAUGAGGACCACACAGGGAAACCGGGGCCGGAGGACUACCCCCUCUUCAGAGGCAUCAACCUGUCAGAUGGCAAGUGGCACAGAAUCGCUCUCAGCAUCCACAGGAAGAAUGUCACCUUGAUCCUGGACUGUAAGAAAAAGAUGUCUACAUCCCUGGACCGCAGCAACCACCCCGUGAUAGACGUUAACGGCAUCAUCGUGUUUGGCACCCGAAUUCUGGAUGAGGAGGUGUUUGAGGGAGACAUCCAGCAACUGCUCUUCGUCUCGGACCACCGGGCAGCUUACGAUUACUGCGAGCACUACAGCCCUGACUGUGACACUGCGGUCCCUGACAAGCCCCAGUCUCAGGACCCCAAUCCCGAUGAAUAUUACCCGGAAGGAGAGGGUGAAGGAGACACCUAUUACUACGAGUACCCCUACUACGAGGACACGGACGACGUGGGCAAGGAGCCCACCCCCACCAAGCCACCAGUGGAAGCUGCUCGAGAGACCACGGAGGUGGCUGAGGAGCUGACCCAGCCCCCCACGGAAGCCCCUCCGUUGCCCGACACCAGUGAGGGGGCCGGGAAGGAGGAGGACCCCGGCAUCGGAGACUACGAGUACGUGCCCAGUGAGGACUACUACACCCCACCCCCUUACGAGGACCUCAGCUACGGCGAAGGCAUCGAGAGCCCCGACGAGAACCCCGACCGUUCCCCCGACCAGGGCGCCCGGGCCGAAGUUCCCACCAGCACGGUCCUCACCUCCAAUGCCUCUAACCCGGAUCUGCCUCCCGAGGAGGGGAUGGACGACUUGGAGGGAGAGUUCACAGAAGAAACCAUCAAGAACCUGGACGAGAACUACUACGACCCUUACUACGACCCCACCAUCUCCCCGUCGGAGAUCGGGCCGGGCAUGCCCGCCAACCAGGAUACCAUCUACGAAGGGAUCGGACCACGGGGCGAGAAAGGUCAAAAGGGAGAACCUGCCAUCAUCGAACCAGGCAUGCUCCUGGAGGGGCCACCCGGCCCCGAAGGCCCCGCGGGUCUCCCAGGACCUCCAGGAACGAUGGGUCCCACUGGCCAAGUGGGUGACCCUGGAGAAAGGGGUCCCCCUGGACGCCCAGGCCUUCCUGGGGCUGACGGGCUGCCCGGCCCUCCUGGAACCAUGCUCAUGCUGCCUUUCCGGUUCGGAGGGGGCGGCGAUGCGGGCUCCAAAGGACCCAUGGUCUCAGCCCAGGAGUCCCAAGCUCAAGCCAUCCUCCAGCAGGCCCGGCUGGCGUUGAGGGGGCCGGCUGGCCCGAUGGGUCUUACUGGGAGACCCGGCCCCAUGGGCCCUCCCGGGAGCGGAGGUCUGAAGGGCGAGCCGGGAGACAUGGGGCCUCAGGGUCCCCGCGGUUUGCAGGGCCCCCCCGGCCCGUCAGGAAAGCCUGGAAGAAGGGGGCGAGCUGGCAGCGACGGAGCAAGAGGGAUGCCUGGACAGACUGGCCCCAAGGGUGACCGCGGCUUCGAUGGCCUGGCUGGGCUACCGGGAGAGAAGGGCCACCGGGGCGACCCUGGUCCUUCCGGCCCUCCGGGACCUCCAGGGGAAGACGGAGAAAGGGGUGACGAUGGAGAAGUCGGGCCCAGAGGGCUGCCCGGGGAGCCUGGGCCUCGUGGUCUGCUGGGGCCGAAGGGGCCCCCAGGCCCUCCUGGACCUCCCGGUGUGACGGGAAUGGAUGGCCAACCAGGCCCGAAAGGCAAUGUGGGUCCCCAGGGAGAGCCCGGCCCCCCGGGACAGCAGGGUAAUCCAGGCGCCCAGGGUCUUCCGGGCCCCCAGGGUGCAAUCGGACCUCCAGGAGAAAAGGGCCCCCUGGGUAAACCAGGCCUCCCAGGGAUGCCCGGUGCUGAUGGACCCCCGGGGCACCCUGGCAAAGAAGGCCCUCCGGGGGAGAAGGGAGGCCAGGGUCCGCCCGGCCCCCAGGGCCCCAUCGGCUACCCAGGCCCUCGUGGAGUCAAGGGGGCAGAUGGCAUCCGAGGUCUGAAGGGCACCAAGGGCGAGAAGGGUGAAGACGGCUUUCCGGGCUUCAAAGGAGACAUGGGCAUCAAGGGAGAUCGGGGGGAGAUCGGCCCACCUGGUCCCAGAGGGGAGGACGGUCCCGAAGGCCCCAAGGGUCGUGGAGGUCCGAAUGGCGACCCGGGUCCUCUGGGACCCCCUGGGGAGAAGGGAAAACUCGGAGUCCCAGGAUUGCCCGGCUACCCAGGAAGACAAGGGCCAAAGGGUUCUAUCGGAUUUCCUGGAUUUCCUGGCGCCAACGGAGAGAAGGGUGGCCGGGGCACACCUGGGAAGCCGGGGCCACGGGGGCAGCGAGGCCCAACGGGUCCACGGGGUGAAAGAGGCCCCCGAGGCAUCACUGGGAAGCCUGGCCCCAAGGGCAACUCUGGAGGCGAUGGCCCGGCCGGCCCUCCGGGUGAACGGGGACCCAACGGACCCCAAGGACCCACGGGGUUCCCUGGACCAAAGGGUCCCCCGGGGCCCCCGGGCAAGGAUGGGCUCCCGGGACACCCUGGACAGAGAGGAGAGACGGGUUUCCAAGGCAAGACCGGCCCUCCAGGCCCCCCGGGUGUGGUCGGCCCUCAGGGUCCCACUGGAGAAACUGGUCCCAUGGGUGAGCGUGGCCACCCUGGACCCCCGGGCCCCCCUGGUGAACAAGGGCUCCCGGGCCUGUCCGGAAAAGAAGGGACGAAGGGUGACCCAGGCCCUGCCGGCCUUCCUGGAAAAGAUGGACCCCCAGGGCUACGUGGCUUCCCCGGGGACCGAGGGCUUCCUGGUCCAGUGGGGGCGCUUGGACUGAAAGGCAGUGAAGGCCCCCCAGGCCCGCCAGGCCCCGCGGGAUCUCCAGGGGAGAGAGGUCCGGCCGGUGCUGCUGGGCCCAUCGGAAUUCCAGGGAGACCUGGGCCCCAGGGACCUCCUGGGCCGGCUGGGGAGAAAGGAGCUCCUGGCGAGAAAGGUCCACAAGGCCCAGCUGGCCGAGACGGUCUACAGGGUCCCGUGGGGCUCCCUGGUCCAGCUGGCCCUGUGGGUCCCCCUGGAGAAGAUGGAGAUAAGGGGGAGAUCGGGGAACCGGGACAGAAGGGGAGCAAGGGAGACAAAGGCGAACAGGGUCCACCUGGGCCCACAGGACCUCAAGGACCCAUUGGACAGCCAGGCCCCUCUGGAGCUGACGGCGAGCCAGGUCCUCGUGGCCAGCAGGGCCUUUUUGGGCAGAAAGGUGAUGAAGGUCCAAGAGGUUUUCCCGGUCCCCCGGGACCCGUGGGGCUGCAGGGUCUGCCGGGACCUCCAGGAGAGAAGGGCGAGACGGGAGAUGUGGGUCAGAUGGGUCCCCCAGGUCCCCCCGGCCCCCGAGGACCCUCCGGAGCUCCAGGUGCUGACGGACCGCAAGGCCCCCCGGGUGGAAUAGGCAAUCCUGGUGCAGUGGGAGAGAAGGGUGAGCCCGGCGAAGCUGGAGAGCCUGGCCUUCCCGGCGAAGGGGGCCCCCCGGGACCCAAAGGCGAAAGGGGGGAGAAGGGUGAGUCGGGCCCUUCAGGUGCUGCUGGACCCCCUGGACCCAAGGGCCCUCCCGGAGACGACGGUCCCAAAGGCAGCCCCGGCCCGGUCGGUUUUCCUGGAGAUCCCGGUCCCCCCGGAGAGCCUGGCCCUGCGGGUCAAGACGGUCCCCCUGGUGACAAAGGAGAUGACGGUGAAUCGGGACAAACGGGAUCCCCGGGCCCUACUGGUGAACCAGGUCCAUCUGGGCCUCCAGGAAAAAGGGGUCCCCCCGGCCCCAUAGGUCCCGAAGGCAGGCAGGGAGAGAAAGGAGCUAAGGGAGAAGCCGGCUUGGAAGGCCCUCCUGGGAAGACUGGCCCCAUUGGCCCCCAGGGGGCCCCUGGGAAGCCCGGGCCCGAUGGCCUGCGAGGGAUCCCUGGCCCUGUGGGUGAGCAAGGUCUCCCAGGAGCCCCAGGCCCCGAUGGCCCCCCCGGCCCCAUGGGUCCCCCAGGACUCCCUGGCCUCAAAGGAGACUCUGGACCCAAAGGGGAAAAGGGACAUCCAGGCUUGAUCGGGCUCAUCGGACCUCCGGGCGAACAGGGAGAAAAGGGUGACCGCGGUCUCCCCGGCCCCCAGGGCUCCUCUGGCCCUAAGGGAGAACAGGGUAUCACUGGUCCUUCAGGCCCGAUUGGCCCCCCGGGGCCCCCUGGCUUGCCGGGCCCUCCUGGUCCAAAAGGUGCUAAGGGAUCCUCAGGUCCAACUGGCCCGAAGGGUGAGGCAGGCCAGCCAGGACCCCCUGGCCUGCCGGGGCCCCCCGGCGAGGUCAUCCAGCCCCUGCCGAUCCAGGCGUCCAGGACCCGGCGGAACAUCGACGCCAGCCAGCUGAUGGACGAAGGGGAGGGUGAGAACUACAUGGACUACGCAGACGGCAUGGAGAUCUUCGGCUCCCUCAACUCGCUGAAGCUGGAGAUCGAGCAGAUGAAGCGACCCCUGGGCACGCAGCAGAACCCCGCGCGCACCUGCAAAGACCUUCAGCUCUGCCACCCUGACUUCCCCGACGGUGAAUACUGGGUGGAUCCGAACCAAGGCUGCUCCAGGGACUCCUUCAAAGUCUACUGCAACUUUACAGCCGGGGGGUCGACGUGCGUCUUCCCCGACAAGAAGUCCGAGGGGGCCAGAAUCACUUCUUGGCCCAAAGAAAACCCGGGCUCCUGGUUCAGUGAAUUCAAGCGUGGCAAACUGCUCUCCUAUGUGGACACUGAAGGCAACCCCGUGGGUGUGGUCCAGAUGACCUUCCUGCGGCUGCUCAGCGCCUCCGCCCACCAAAACAUCACCUAUAACUGCUACCAGUCAGUCGCCUGGCAGGACGCCGCCACGGGCAGCUACGACAAGGCCAUGCGCUUCCUGGGCUCCAAUGAUGAGGAGAUGUCCUACGAUAACAGCCCCUACAUUCGCGCCCUGGUGGACGGCUGCGCUACAAAGAAAGGGUAUCAGAAGACCGUUCUGGAAAUCGACACCCCCAAGGUGGAGCAAGUGCCCAUUGUGGACAUCAUGUUCAACGACUUUGGUGAAGCGUCACAGAAAUUCGGAUUUGAAGUGGGGCCGGCUUGCUUCCUGGGCUAGGAGCCGCGAGCCUGGCCCCAAGAGCAACCUUGUGACCUCAGCACACCGCCCGUGGGUGUCCUGGACGGUGAAGGCCCCUCGUCCCUCCCCACCACGCCGGGCCCACUCCACACCCAGAGAGAGCAAAGGGAA
Molecule: messenger RNA, 5658 nt
Organism: Lipotes vexillifer (Yangtze River dolphin)
Lineage: Eukaryota; Metazoa; Chordata; Mammalia; Artiodactyla; Lipotidae
Gene: COL5A1
Product: collagen type V alpha 1 chain
Exons: 66
Coding region: 1-5526 (1841 amino acids)
Biological process (GO): extracellular matrix organization
Molecular function (GO): extracellular matrix structural constituent conferring tensile strength
Source: RefSeq, a predicted model, not a curated record